Blastomyces dermatitidis ER-3 is the source of this 357-nucleotide messenger RNA. RefSeq lists its product as uncharacterized. Bases 1 to 357 code for a protein of 118 amino acids. The record is from RefSeq and is a predicted model, not a curated record. The transcript is spliced from 4 exons. Lineage: Eukaryota; Fungi; Ascomycota; Eurotiomycetes; Onygenales; Ajellomycetaceae.
AUGCCCACCACGACAAGGAUUGACGUGGCUAGAUCCAGGGCUUUCUUGACAUUUCCCGCCCGCAGCGAUAGGCGGCGCUCUUUAGAGAAUCUUUCUAGAGAAUUCAACGUCAUCUCAAGCCACAAACUGCCUCCUGACGGGAUCCAUAUUCAGACAUUCCUCAUCAUGGCGGGACAGGACGGUCGUGGCACCAUUGCGUCCGUUCGCGCGGAGGCGCUAAACGCAGAUGGUGCGGAACUUGAAGUUCUAUAUCCACUGCAUUUAGCACAUCCGAUUCAUAACUUGCCGUUUUCGCAGGUAGCUUUCGAACCUGGAGCUGUUGGCAUUCUGACCGUGCCGAGCAGAGGAUCUGCUUAG